AUGCGCAGGAGCCAUGAGAUCAUGAAAGACGGUGUGUUUGGUGCAGAAACUAAUGAAAUACAGUCAGUGUCAGUGAUGGAGGGAGAUUCUGUCACUUUAAAAACUAAUGUUACUGAAUUACAUGGAGAUGAAGACAUAACAUGGAAAUUUGGAGCUGAAAAGUCUCUCAUAGUUAAAAUCACUGAGAAACGAAACUUUUCAACAUUUGAUGUUCCUGAUGGGAGAUUUAGAGACAGACUGAAGCUGGAUGAUAAGACUGGAUCUCUGACCAUCACUAACAUCACAACUCAACAUGCUGGACGCUAUGAACAACAGAAAAGGGGAGUGAAACUGUCAUCAAAAAUAUUCAGUGUUUCUGUUUAUCCUCAUCUGCCUGUUCCUGUCAUUAGAAGAGACUGUUCUUCUUCAUCAUCAUCAUCAUCAUCAUAUUGUUCAUUGUUGUGUUCAGUGGUGAAUGUGAGUCAUGUGACUCUCUCCUGGUACAAAGGAAACAGUUUAUUGUCCAGCAUCAGUGUGUCUGAUCUCAGCAUCAGUCUCUCUCUACCUCUGGAGGUGGAAUAUCAGGAUAACAACACCUACAGCUGUGUGCUCAACAAUCCCAUCAGCAACCAGACCACACAUCUGGACAUCAGUCAACUCUGUCACACAUGUUCAGGUACGGCAGCACUAUAUAUGUCAUUGGAUGAACACUUUACUUCACAAUCAGUCUUUCUGAUAGUGCUGGUUUCUGCUGCUGCUGGAUCUCUGUUGAUUGUAGCUGCAUUUGGGAUCUUCUGCAUCUGCAGGAAACACAGAAAAACUGAUCAAGAAGUUCAGACUCGUACAGAAGAGAUCGCUUACUCUGAUCUGACAUUUCACAGAAGAAAUGAACAGAAAUCGCAUGUUAAAGAGGAAGACAAUGUGGAGUAUGCACCUGUUGCCACGAGAAUAUGA
Messenger RNA from Sinocyclocheilus grahami, 933 nucleotides. Its product is annotated as SLAM family member 9-like. Bases 1 to 933 code for a protein of 310 amino acids. The record is from RefSeq and is a predicted model, not a curated record. Lineage: Eukaryota; Metazoa; Chordata; Actinopteri; Cypriniformes; Cyprinidae. The transcript is spliced from 6 exons.